Molecule: messenger RNA, 1881 nt
Organism: Prunus mume (Japanese apricot)
Lineage: Eukaryota; Viridiplantae; Streptophyta; Magnoliopsida; Rosales; Rosaceae
Molecular function (GO): nucleic acid binding
Source: RefSeq, a predicted model, not a curated record
AUGUCACAUCAGAACCAAGCAAGUAAAAGAGCAAAAACUAUUGAUUCAUUCUUCAAGAAAAAAAAUGAUGGUGAUAAAUUAGAAAAUGACAAGGCUUCUACAUUCAGUGACAAGGCUUCACCAUCAAUUGAGUCACCUCAUCACACAUCUCCCCUAGUUGAACCUAACCAGUUUGAUAUUGCUUUUUUGGAACGAGACCCUGGGAAACGUAUUCAAAUAUCUGAAUACCCUAUUAAUCAACAUGAUGAGGUUCGACGUGCUUAUAUCAAAGUUGGCCCUUACCAACCAAAAUUAUCAGAAUAUCCAAGUCCUGCAUUAACUACUGAGGGUUUUAAUAAUUGGAAAAGAGUUAAUGACGGAAAGAAUUGUGUAUUUUUUACUCAUGUUGGAGGUCCAUCUUCAUCGCAUAAUACUUGUGAAAGAUGUAUGGAGGAUUUGAUGAACCCAUCUCACCAUGUCGACAAAGUUAUUAAUCGACAAUCAAAGGAAGACAUUUUGAAAAACCGGUUACGGCUCAAGACAACGAUAGAGUGUGUUCGAUGGCUUACAUAUCAGGCAUGUGCUUUUAGGGGUCAUGAUGAAUCUUUGGAUUCUAAAAAUCGUGGAAAUUUUAUUGAAAUGGUCAAGCAUACAGCAAAGUUUAAUGAUGAGGUGGCUGGAGUUGUUUUAGAGAAUGCCCCAGGAAAUGCAAAAUAUACCUCACCCAAGAUUCAAAAGGAGAUUUUAAAUAUUCUUGCAAACAAAGUGAGAAAAAAAAUUCGUGAAGAAGUUGGGCAUGCUGCUUUUUGUAUCCUUGUUGAUGAAUCACAAGAUACGUCAAAUAGAGAGCAAAUGGCUAUUGUUUUAAGAUUUGUUGAUAAUGAUGGUUUUCUACGUGAACGUUUUUUUGACAUUGUGUGGGUUGAAGACACUACUGCGUCAACACUUCAAAAAGAGAUCAAGAAAGUACUUGAUCUCCAUGAAUUAUGUAUUGACAAGAUGAGAGGUCAAGGAUAUGAUGGUGCUAGUAAUAUGCGGGGUGCAUGGAAUGGGCUACAAGCAUUAUUUCUUAAAGAUUGCCCAUAUGCAUUUUAUGUACACUGUUUUGCUCAUCAACUACAGUUGGCAUUAGUUUCAGCAUCAAAAGAAGUAGCUACAAUUUGGUUAUUCUUUUCAUCAUUGAAUUCAAUUGUCAAUGUCAUUAGGGCUUCUCCAAAACGUCAUACUGAGUUACAAGUUGCUCAAUCAAUGAAUAUUGUAGAGCUGUUGAUUGCUGGUGAACGAGAGACUGGUAGAGGAGCUAAUCAAAUUGGUACCUUGCAUCAACCUGGAGCUACUCAGUGGAGUUCUCAUUAUGAUUCCGUUUGUGACUUAAUAGAAAUGUAUGAUGCAGUUUGUACGGUUCUUGAGAAUAUAAAGAAUGAUGGAUCCACAGGCUCCUUACAUGGGGAAGCUACUGGUGGAUACAAUGCGAUUAGGCAAUUCGAAUUUGUAUUCAUCUUGCAUCUAUUGAAAGAAAUUAUGGGACUCACAGAUAUCCUUUGUCGAGAACUACAACAUAAGUCUCAAGACAUCGUGAAUGCUAUGAACCUAGUUGGUACAACAAAAGAUGUCCUUGGAAAAUUGAGAUUAAAUGGUUGGGAAACUUUUAUUGGGAAAGUUGAUUUGUUUUGCAAGAAACAUGACAUUGAUAUGCUUGAUAUGAAUGCUCAAUAUAAAGUGGGAACAGGUCAUUCUUGUCAACAAAAGGACAACAUUACAGUUGAGCAUCGUUACCACUUUGACAUAUUCAAUGAUGCAAUAGAUUUUCAAUUGGCAGAGUUGAAUAGUAGGUUCAGUGAAGGGGCAAUGGAACUUCUUAUUCUUAGUUCAGCUUUGGACCCUAGUGAUUCUUUUAAAUAA